Panonychus citri (citrus red mite) is the source of this 1996-nucleotide messenger RNA. RefSeq lists its product as uncharacterized. Gene Ontology annotation, cellular component: uniplex complex. The coding region runs from base 934 to 1491 and encodes 185 amino acids. The record is from RefSeq and is a predicted model, not a curated record. Gene Ontology annotation, biological process: mitochondrial calcium ion homeostasis; calcium import into the mitochondrion. The transcript has a single exon. Lineage: Eukaryota; Metazoa; Arthropoda; Arachnida; Trombidiformes; Tetranychidae.
UCCAUAAGCUUAGGAAUAGAAACUAGAGCAACAUUGUUAGAAAAGAAAAAAACUUUUUUGUUCUUUCCAAGAGAGAUGAAGAUAAACUUGUAGACUUAUCGAUCGAGCUACAACGAACCAAGAGGAAAGAACUAGGAAACAGAGAAAAGAAAAAGAAUAGAAACAGAAACAAAUUCGAUCAUGAUGAUAUAUCCAUGAUACGCCUGAACAUUGAACAGAAUGAAUGAAUUGUUCAGAUGAACAGAAAGAGAGCAAGUCAAUUUUUCUUCACGAAUCAUGAGCAAUCUCCUGGCUCAUGUUGAUAAUCGUGAACCAGAAUCUCACUUUUCCUUGACUCAAUUUUUUCCUCAGUAUUUUUGUUUCCUAUCCAACUCAUGUUUCUAUCCUUUAACACUGAACUUCCCUGAACUCAAUUCUAUCCAAAAGUGAGACACCUAUUAAAAGAAAAGACUUGGAAGUUUGUAAAAAGACAAAAAUUCUGAUUCUUUUUCUUUUUCUUUCUCAUCGAAUAUUUUUCUUAUUCUUUUACUCUUACCAACACCAUGUUCUGCUUAUUUCAACUUAAAUAACCACAUUCUCAGUUGAAUCAUCUACAUAAUUAACUCGGAACAUUUUAACUUUCAUGUUAUCAUCUUAAAAUCUUCUUCUAAAUCAACAAAGUCCAAAUUUCACUUUAAUUGUUUUCCUCUUUCUCGAUUGUCAAGAUUUCUAAUCGAAAAUGUCAACAUCAUUCUAACCACUUCGAUAAUUGAAACUUUUCAUUGUUCUUCUUCCAAUUUUACUGACCAUUGUCCACUUCAUGCUACACUAAUCAUCAUUCAACCUUUAGCUUUGUGAGUGUCAACCUUCAACUCCAACCAUUGGUCAUCGCUUUGUUUAUUGAUCACAUCUCUCUCUCUCUCUUUCUCUCAUUCCCUUGUCAUUAUUAUUACAAUGGUCACUUCAACUUUCCAUAGGUUUGUAAUUAAACAUCUAACUGUCAUCAACAAUAUCAAAUGUUUAUCAUCAAAAUCAACACAAUCAACAUUAUCUGCAACAACAACAACACUAGCAAUCAAACCCAUUUGCCAUCCAUCACAAUUAAUGAAAUCAAGUCUUUCGUGUAAAACAUUACCAACCAAUUAUAAUCCUAACAACAACAUUAACAAUUAUCUUAAUUGUCAUCUACUAUUGUCGCAAAAUCAGUUGAUCAAUCUAAGGUUUUAUUCAACUGAUAAUAGACACAUUCAACAAAGACAACAACAGAAAUCAAGUAUCAAUAGUGAAUCGGAUUUUACUUUAUUACAACCGGAUAAGAUUCUAAUGAGAUAUGUUGAUGAAUUAAUUGAUUUUCGUGAAAAAAAGCCAACUAGAACUUGGUUAACAGUGAUUAAGGUUUUAAUCACCAUGUUUGCUGGUGUUAAUUUUGGUGCUUUUAUGGCUAAAUUAGGAGCCACCCUAUUGGAAAAGUAUGAAAUCUUUGUUCGUGAUGACGACGAUUCAGAUGAUUGAAUCAAUUUAAUCUGGAGCAAUUUAUUAAACAUCAAACUCCAUCAAACUUAAUUAAAAAGCUAAAACAGUUUCAAUUAUCACAAAUUUUAUACAUUCAAAAUAAACACUUGAUAUUUUAAGUAAAAAAGUUAAAUUGGUUGAAAUUAGUAGGAAAAGAAACUCGAACCAACUGAAUAAAUGAACAGUUCUAAGAUUUAAUCGAAAGUGUGAUAAACUUGAUCGUUUAAACUUAAUUAGUUGAUACAUCGAGAGCCAACACGAUAAUCAACUGAAUAUUUCAAUGAGAAUGCAAUAUUCAUCUCAUCAGACACUUGGAGUGAUUUUUGUUGUGGUCAAUUUCAAGUUAUGGUCAAGCAAAGAUUCACCUUAAUCCAAUGGAUACUCAAUAAUCAUAUUAUUAAUUUGAAGGAAAAUAAUCAAUUAUCAAUACUAUUUAUUCAACAUUUGAUUGUAAUCAAUGUUUUUUUAAGGCUAAAAUAACAAUAAUAAAACAGGGUUGAAGUAA